AUGGGUUGUACAAGUUCGCAUCAAACAGGAACUACGAAAGACAAUACAAUUUCAGUUCCAUCAUCAAUCACCGACGAUGGUCACCAAUUAAUAACGGAUCAUUUUCGUAAAUGGUUAAAAACAAAUCGACCUAAAGCUGAUGAAUAUGUAUUAAAUGAUGUUCUAUCAACAGCACAACCAUCAAAUGAAGCUGAAGAUUAUAAAACUAUCGUUGGCAAAGCGCUUGAUUUACUUGCUGAACGUCAUGAUAUAAAAUCAACAAACAAAUUAGGUAAACUUGUACAAAAAGAAAUUACAUUAGCAUCACCGAAAAAAGUUGCACAUACAAUAACUAUAUUAAAACAAACGGCAGAUAAAUUACGUAGUGGAAAUAUACAACUUGAAGCUGAACAACAACUAGCAACUGAGGAACAUACAAAUGGUACGUCUACACUUGAAACUAAAAAUAUUCAAGUAUCAUCGGGUGAACCAGGAAUUGCUUUAAAAGAAGCGUUAGAAAAAGCACGUAUUUUAUUCUAUAAGGGUAAACAAGCUGCUAUAUUUGCUAAUCCAUGUGGUGGUUAUGACGUACGAAUUUUGGAUGAACAUGAUGAAACUAUAAAUCAUGAUGGAAAUCUACUUCGUUCAAUAAUUGUAACUGAAGUUAAAAUGCGUCCAAAAAUAUUAACAAGUUCAUCUUUGUUCACACCGCCUCCUCCUCCUCCUCCUGCACCAUUACCAGUAUCUCGACCAUCAAAAUUACUUGAUGAAAAUGAAAUUACUGAUGAUUUUCGUCGUUCGAUCGAUGAUGCUCUCAAAGGACUUGAAGCUGUUUAUCAAACACCAAUAACAAUGGCAACAAUAUCCGAAAAUAUUAAAGAGAUACAUGUUGAUAAACCCAGUAAAACAGCAUCAUCACCACCACCACCUCUUGUCAUACAAUGUGGUGUAACUAAUGUUCCUUUAAAAAAAUCAACCUCAAAAGAACAAGCAACUGUAUCAAGCGAUCAUCCACCUACUGUUGAUCAUACAGUUCAUCUAGCUGAAAUUUUUCGUCAAAUGGCUGAUCAACAAAAAGUUGCUAGUGAACAAUUAUCAAAUGAAGAAAUAGAACAAGAUAUAAAUCAAAUUGAUAUUCAACCAAAACUUGGCGAAUCUAAUGAUGAUAUCAAUGAAUUAAUGAUGGAUGCUAUUGAAGAAACAACAUGUAGUGAACUUGCAAAUCCAAUAGCACCAGUAGAACAUGAUUUAGAAGAAAAAGUCGAUACAGUUAAAUCACCUGAUGAAUCCGAAGCAUCAAUUGAACGUAUGGUUAAAGAAAUGAAAGAACAUGGAGAAAAAUUUGAAUCAAAAGAAAGUCUUCAAACAAUAACUACAACAACAAAACAAGCAUCAUCUUAUUCACUUGGUUUAACAUCACCAAUACAAAAUGAACCAGUACCAACAUCACCACCUCAUCAAAAACCUAAAUUACGUAGUGAAAAUCGCCCAAAAUCAUUUAUUGCUAAUGAAGAAACGAUUUCUAAAGAUCGUUAUAAUUUUAGUAAACAAAUGUCAUUGGAUGAAUUAGCACAUUUAACACAAAUAGGUUUAUCAAAUCCAAAUUUAACAACAUCAAUAACAAAACUAGGUAUAUCAACAUCAUCGGGAAAAAUUGAAGAAGAAGAUCAUAGGCAUAUUGCAACAACAGAUUCAUUAUCAAAAAUACCAGCAUCUAUUAGUCAAAUUAUUGAAGAACAUCAUGCAAUUCUUGAUGAAACAUCAACAACAACAUCACCACCACCAGCACCGCUUGUAACACCUAUUGUAACACCUGUUGAGACUCAAACGAAAAUAAAAUCACCUACUCAUAAUAUAACUUAUACAGAAAUAAUUCAUUCCGAAUCACGAGAUGGAGAACAAUCACGUCGUUUUAUAACUGAAUCCUAUGAUGAACAUCCAUCAAAUGAUGAUGAACAAACAACAACACUUAAAGUUAUUACAAAAUCAGAAUUUUCAAAUCAUCCAACAUUAGGUGAAAAAAUUAUGGAACAAAGUGUUCAAGUUAUAACUGUUAAAGUACGAAAUGAAACAAUAAAAACAACUGUACAACAAGCAUCUUUACCAUCGACAACUGAUAAUACUAUGACAUAUGAAAGACGACCGGUUAGUGAACUUGUCAAAAAUUUUGAAGUAGUUGCAGGUGGUAACAAUAGCAAUGGUCUUAAUACUUGA
This is a messenger RNA of Adineta steineri, 2193 nucleotides long. NCBI's taxonomy places the organism in Eukaryota, Metazoa, Rotifera, Eurotatoria, Adinetida, Adinetidae. The record is from the annotation of a GenBank genome assembly.